This is a messenger RNA of Chara braunii, 1375 nucleotides long. Lineage: Eukaryota; Viridiplantae; Streptophyta; Charophyceae; Charales; Characeae. The record is from the annotation of a GenBank genome assembly.
CCCAUCCAGCACCGUAUUGAGAUAGAGCCUGGCAGUAGAACUCCUAACGGAGCAGUGUAUAGGAUGUCCCCGCGGGAGUUGGAGGAGCUUCCCAAGCAAUUGGACGAGCUCCUUGAAAAGGGUUGGAUUAGGCCCAGUUCAUCUCCUUUUGGAACACCUGUUCUCUUCGUCCCCAAGAAGGAGGGAGAGCUAAGGAUGUGUAUAGACUAUAGAGGUCUGAAUGCUAUUACAGUGAAGAAUGCUGAGCCACUGCCUAGGAUAGAUGAUCUCCUAGAUAGAGUGCAGGGGUGCAAGUAUUUCUCUAAGAUAGAUUUGAAGUUUGGAUAUCAUCAGAUAGAGGUACACCCUGAUGAUCAGUACAAGACCGCGUUCCGGACUAGAUACGGGCACUACGAGUUUAUAGUGAUGCCCUUUGGACUAACCAACGCGCCAGCAACUUUCCAGCGGUGUAUGAAUGAUUUGUUUAGGCCAUGGUUAGAUAGAUUUGUGGUGGUUUACUUAGAUGAUAUCUUAGUGUUUAGUAAGACCCUCGAAGAGCAUCAGGGUCAUCUCAGGCAGGUCUUGGAAAAGCUGAGGGAAGCUAACUUCAAGAUCAACGCAAAGAAGUGCGAGUGGGCAAAGACCCAAGUUUUGUAUCUAGGCCAUGUCUUAGACGGAGACGACAUUAAGCUAGAGGAUAGCAAGAUCGCAGCGAUUAGAGAUUGGCCAACGCCGCGUACGUUGACAGAAUUGCGGUCGUUCCUAGGCCUAGCUAAUUAUUACAGGAAGUUCGUGAGGAACUUCUCCACCAUCGCUGCGCCCCUUCGCAGAUUGCUCAGGAAGGAGACCAUCUGGAAGUGGGAUAAGGACUGCACGUCUGCCAUGAAAAAGUUAAAGCAGGCAUUGAUAGAGUACCCUGUCCUUAAGGUUGCCGAUCCGUCCUUACCCUUUGUCGUUACUACGGACGCCAGUCGGUACGGCAUAGGUGCAGUUUUGAAGCAAGACGAUGGCCAUGGGUAUAGGCCCGUAGAGUUCAUGUCUGCCCGAAUGCCUUCAGAGAAGGUCGUGACAUCUACCUAUGAGAGGGAACUCUACGCUCUCAGGCAAGCGUUAGAACACUGGAAGCACUACUUGCUUGGGAGGCACUUCAAAAUUUAUUCAGACCACGAAACAUUGAGAUGGUUAAAGACGCAGGCCAAGAUGACACCUAAGCUUACUAGGUGGGCCGCAGAGAUAGAUCAGUAUAGCUUUGAGCUCAAGCCUGUCAAAGGGAAGUAUAACGUAGUUGCGGAUGCUCUGAGUAGGAGAGCUGAUUACUUUGUGGCAAUAGUGCAUUAUCUAGAUAUAGGGAAGGACCUGCAGUAGAAGAUUAGGGAAGCCUAUGCACAGGACCCUA